GCAAUCUUGCUGAGUGGUGUGCGAAAUUACUCGAAAAACCCACAAAAAUGGCUGAGCCUGACUGGGAUGCCGAGGAUUUUGAACCUCAAGUACCUGCACCAGUUGCUACUGCCAUUAUUUCAGAUAAAUGGGAGGGUGAGGAUGAAGAUGAACCUGUAAAGGAAAGCUGGGAAGAUGAAGAAACAGAACCUAAGCCUGUUGAAACCAAAACAGCACCCACAUCUACAAAGAAAAAGUCAAGUAAAAGAUUAGAAGAAAAAAUAGCAGAAAAAGAAAAAAAAACCAAACAAGAAGCUGAAGCCAGAAGAAUGUUACAAGAAGCGAAUAUGACACCAGAAGAGAGAAUAGCAGAGAAGCUUCGGAGACAAAAACUAGUUGAAGAAUCAGAUUUUGAAAUGGCAAAAGAAACCUUUGGUAUCACAGGUACAUUACCUGCAGAAGGAAGCAUAGAUCAAGCAAACCCAUCUUCAAAAGAAGAGUUUGUAGAAUUAAAAAAUAGUUUGUUGAAAAAGCUACAGUCAUUUUCAAGUAAAGCACCCUACAAUGACUUUAUAGAAGACUUAAUCAAAGAUAUCUGCAUUGGAUUGGAAGUGGAUGUCCUUAAAAAGGUCAGCUUAACUUCAAAAUCUCUGCAUGAAGAAAAACUUAAGAUGGUAAAGGCUGCAACGAAAGGUGGAAAGAAAGGAAAAGCAAAGGUCACCUUAAAAAUGGACAAAGGAGUAGUUGACAACUUCGAUGAUGAUUUCGGUGGUGGAGACUACGACGACUUCAUGUAGGGUCCAACUGGUUUUCUUUUGUUUUUGACGGCAAAGGUUUAUUGGUGAAAUAAAUGUAUGAUUUUGCCAUA
This is a messenger RNA of Daphnia carinata, 847 nucleotides long. It is a transcript of the gene eIF3j, whose product is annotated as eukaryotic translation initiation factor 3 subunit J-like. Gene Ontology annotation, cellular component: eukaryotic translation initiation factor 3 complex; cytoplasm. The transcript is spliced from 6 exons. The coding region runs from base 48 to 776 and encodes 242 amino acids. Gene Ontology annotation, molecular function: translation initiation factor activity. The record is from RefSeq and is a predicted model, not a curated record. Lineage: Eukaryota; Metazoa; Arthropoda; Branchiopoda; Diplostraca; Daphniidae.